Oryzias latipes (Japanese medaka) is the source of this 2481-nucleotide messenger RNA. It is a transcript of the gene ppp5c, whose product is annotated as protein phosphatase 5, catalytic subunit. The record is from RefSeq and is a predicted model, not a curated record. NCBI's taxonomy places the organism in Eukaryota, Metazoa, Chordata, Actinopteri, Beloniformes, Adrianichthyidae. Gene Ontology annotation, molecular function: protein binding; hydrolase activity.
AAGAAAACUGACUAUAUGACGCACAAACCGGAAGUCGUCACAGAAGAGAAGAUGGCGGAAGCGGCUAAUGAAGCGGAGCUACUCAAGGAGAAGGCGAAUAACUACUUUAAAGAGAAAGAUUAUGAAAAUGCCAUCAAGUUCUACUCAGAGGCUUUGGAGCUCAAUCCGUCCAACGCCAUCUACUACAGCAACCGCAGCCUGGCCUACCUGCGCACCGAGUGCUAUGGCUACGCCCUGGCGGACGCUACCAAGGCCCUGGAGGUGGACAAGAACUACAUUAAAGGCUACUACCGCCGCGCCACCUCCAACAUGGCUCUGGGGAAGUUCAAAGCUGCUCUGAAGGACUAUGAGACGGUCGUGAGGGUUCGACCGAACGACAAGGACGCCAAGAUGAAGUACCAGGAGUGCAACAAGAUCGUGAAGCAGAAAGCCUUCGAGCGAGCCAUCGCCAGCGACGAGACGAAAAAGUCUGUGGUGGACUCUCUGGACAUCGAGAGCAUGACCAUCGAGGACGACUAUGCCGGCCCCAAACUUGAGGAUGGAAAGGUGACGGUCAGCUUCAUGACGGACAUGAUGGAGUGGUUCAAAGAGCAGAAGAAGCUGCACAGGAAGUGUGCGUACCAGAUUUUGGUGCAGGUUAAAGACGUUCUGUCGAAGUUACCCAGUCUGGUUGAAAUCACGUUAAAGGAGACAGAUAAGUUAACUAUUUGUGGGGACACCCACGGCCAGUACUACGACCUCCUCAACAUUUUCAAGCUGAACGGCUUACCGUCAGACGCCAACCCUUACCUGUUCAACGGGGACUUUGUGGACCGCGGCUCCUUCUCCCUCGAGGUCAUCCUCACUCUCUUUGGCUUCAAGCUGCUCUACCCCGACAACUUUCACCUACUGAGAGGAAACCACGAGACGGACAACAUGAACCAGAUGUACGGGUUUGAAGGGGAGGUCAAAGCCAAGUACACGGCGCAGAUGUUCCAGCUGUUCAGCGAGGUCUUCCAGUGGCUUCCUCUCGCUCAGUGCAUCAACAGCAAAGUGCUGGUGAUGCACGGCGGACUUUUCAGUGAAGACGGCGUCACGUUGGACGACAUUAGGAAGAUCGACAGAAAUCGACAACCUCCAGACUCAGGUCCCAUGUGCGACCUCCUCUGGUCAGACCCGCAGCCUCAGAACGGCCGGUCGGUCAGCAAGAGGGGAGUGAGCUGUCAGUUCGGACCGGACGUGACGGAGAGCUUCCUGGAGAAGAACAAGCUGGACUACAUCAUCCGCAGUCACGAGGUCAAAGCUGAGGGUUACGAGGUCACCCACUCAGGGAAGUGCAUCACCGUGUUCUCAGCGCCCAACUACUGUGAUCAGAUGGGAAAUAAAGGAGCUUACAUCCACCUCAGGGGAUCAGACCUCAAGCCAGAAUUUCACCAGUUCACAGCUGUGCCUCAUCCGAAUGUCAAGCCCAUGGCGUACGCUAACACGCUAAUGCAGCUGGGGAUGAUGUAGAGUCCAGGACGUCCCGUCAGACCCCGCAGCAUCCCUGCCGCCUCAUUCCCUGCAGCACUCGGACAUGCUUAGCCCGAGGGACCCCCCCCCCCCCCCCCCCCCCCCUCAACAAACUAAUCGUACGCAGAAAAAACACGUAGUUCUGAUGGGAAGAGACCACUGACACCGGCCGGCUUGGGAAGCGGUCGUAGUAUUUUCACGGCAGUUAGAACUGGAACGAUCCACGUUUCCGUCGUUCCCUCUUCCCGAUCUCCUAUUCCAGCGGGGCCACGGAGACCCGCCCCCAACACGUUUGGACGAUUUCUGUCUUUUCUUUCUUUGAGCUACUUGGGUUUUAGGUCUGUGAGACGCUCAGCCGAUGGCUUCAAAUAGCUGGUCUGUACCAAAGAUCUGUAUUUAAUGAUUGUUCAGUUUUAGCAAGAACGCCUUGUGAGUCUGAAACCAUUGGCUGGUUCAGGAGCAGCGUCAGUGUUACUCAAACCACCUCCAGCGUCCCCUCGCUUUGUAAUCCAUCAGGAGUCAGAAUCCGACCGCGACUCCGCGCCGAAGAAGUGUCUGGGUUCAGCCACAACGGUGCUGUUUGCCAUUAGUGAUGUAUUCUGCUGAGAACAUGAAUUUUGCACUGCUGUGUCGCUUCCUGCGUGGAAAGUACCGUCGCACUCCAGGUUCCUCAUCCUCCACCGUCGUCAUCGUCGCGCCACCGAAGCGGGCCGCACCCGCACAGCCCCGCUCCGCAUCCAGCUUUGAUCCCAAACGCUGACGACAGCACAUCUUCGUUCUGGCCGACUUACUGACCCCAAACUUUCUCUCAUCACACAAACGUCCAGAAAACAAUCCUGUCUUGAAACGCACAGAUGUCCAACGAGUCAACUUUUUAGGUACAAUAAUACACUGAUGUGUAUGUAUAUAUAUAUACUGUAUCAUUUAAAGAUCCUGUGUAAUGUUUGGAGAAAAUUAUUGAAUAAAAAAUCCAGUCUAGUGAUUAUAAAA